Drosophila ficusphila is the source of this 905-nucleotide messenger RNA. Its product is annotated as RWD domain-containing protein 4. The transcript is spliced from 3 exons. NCBI's taxonomy places the organism in Eukaryota, Metazoa, Arthropoda, Insecta, Diptera, Drosophilidae. Gene Ontology annotation, molecular function: protein binding. The record is from RefSeq and is a predicted model, not a curated record. Bases 112 to 747 code for a protein of 211 amino acids.
CGCCGAGCUCAGCUGAUUGGUGCUGUUGCUUUUGUUUUUAUAGCAAAACCAUUUUUAAUUUUGUGUUAUUUAAAUCGAAAAAUGUUAAAUACUUAAAUAAAAAAAAUCAUAAUGUCCACGCCACUAGAACAACAAACAGAUGAACGCGAGGCACUGCAGUCGAUUUACGAAGGCGAUACAAACUUUAAGGAAAUAGACAGCGUCACAUUUCAAUACAAAUAUGGCGAAGAAGACAACUAUAAAUCGUUUCUGGUGGAGCUGAAGUGGGGGGAAAACUAUCCGGAUGAAGCGCCAACGAUCAACAUGAAUACAUUUUACAAUAGAAACCUGCUGCCCGCUGUCAAGGAAGAGAUCCAAAACGCCUUGAGUACGGAAGCCACUCAAUGGCUGGGCUGUGGAAUGACCUACACCCUGUUUGAAUGCCUUAAGGAUAAUUUGGAGCAACUAACCGCCGCCCAGCCCGAAUCCGCACCCACCGUAGCAGCCGUGGACGAUGGUGUGAGUGCUCUGAAAAUCUCCGAUACCAGUGCCGAUGCGGAUACUAAGAAAAAGGAGCCCAAAAAAGAGCACCUGAACAAGGCGCAAAAGCGACGGCAGUGGGAGCGAACCGAUCACAAAGGAGAUCGGGAACGUGGCUGGAAUUGGGUAGAUCUCGUCAAGCAUUUAUCGCAGACGGGGGGGAAGAAUUCUGAUGCUGCUGACACUGCGGCGUCUAACGCUCCAGCUCUGCAUCCCCUGAACCACUAAACCUAGCUACUUAAGAGGAGAAAAAACAACGAGUACGUCGGAAUCAGAAGCCAAUACUAUUAUAAUUGUGAUCAGAUAAUGAAGAGUUAGAUUGUCUAUCCAGAAAUUCUUUAUUAUGUUGAAUGACUAUUAAAAAGCAAAAACUUUUGAUUGGAAAA